This is a messenger RNA of Zychaea mexicana, 411 nucleotides long. RefSeq lists its product as uncharacterized. Lineage: Eukaryota; Fungi; Mucoromycota; Mucoromycetes; Mucorales; Lichtheimiaceae. Bases 1 to 411 code for a protein of 136 amino acids. The record is from RefSeq and is a predicted model, not a curated record. The transcript has 2 exons.
AUGUAUGAAUUUGGAACCGAAUAUGAAUUUGAACACCUCGUUCAUUCUUUUAUUCUCGAUCCAACAGAUUCAUGCUGGAAAGGUCGACUAACAGAGGAAGAGUUAAAAAGAAUCAUUGAUGCAACUGAUCCAGGCCUUCUGGCAAUUGGUGAUGGCGUUCGAUCCAUUUUUGAUCACUGUGAAAAGGCGCUUGCAACUGUUGAUGGCGAGAAUUCAGAGAGAAAGAGCGACGAUAUCAUUGACACCAUCUGGAAGGCAGUGACUGAGUUGGGCUUUUUUAACCCUCGAACUCACUUUGACGAAGAUUGGGUACAAAGAACAAUUCUCGAUUUCCUCAACAUGUAUCGCAACGACACCUUAAGAGAUAUCGUUGCAAAUGGCAGUGAGAUGGAUUUUGUAGCUCGUUGCUGA